GAAGCAAUGGUGACAUUUGGGGUCUUACAUUCCAGUAAGCAAAUGAUUACACUGCCUGUGUAUGUAUUGGUAGUGCCUGCUAUCUCAAUUCAUAGGAAACAAAUAACGAUGAGUUACUGUUCAAAAACUUUGCUUUUAUUAAACAAGAAACCACACACACUUGGUGGGAAAGGAGGUACCAGGGAAGGGCAGACUUUCAAAGCUGUGUGUAUGUCCAGCUAUCAUUUUGAAAGUUGUCCAAGGGGAAACAGAGAACUCCCAGAAAGGACUAUGUGGGCAGAGUUUGGGGGGAGUGAAAGAGUUCUGAAUGUGCUGCAGGGGAGGGCGGGCAUGCAUCUGCUCAGUAUGCAGGAUUAUUAAGGACUUCAGCAUCUGUGUUUGCUCUUCCAUGACUUUAAUCAUCUGCUCAGUAGCGUCCUUUACAAACUCCUGAUUUUCUUUUCUGUCCUCCCUUUCCACUUCCCUCCACUCCUUGCGUUCCCUUUUCUCUGCAUUGGAGAAGUGCAGUACCUCCCGGAAUAUGUCUUCUUUGCUCCGUCUUGGGCGCUUUCUUAUCUGGCGGAGAUGCUUGGCCGGUAUGUGCGGAGUGUUCCUGAAGGCCACAUCUGCCGAAGCACAAGGAACAAUGCACAGAAGCAUGAUUGUUAAGUUCAUGCACAGCAUUGACACAUUUCAGUAAAAUACACCUCUGGUAACAUUACAAUCACUUUCUCACUGACCCUUGGCAAACACAUAUCUUGGCAAACACCCAAAGCAUGGUGAGUGUUGGCUGGGGGGGUGCUCUACAUGAGGAAAAGGGUGCUCCGCAAGGGUUCCGGUGCAGCCAACAAGAAAAAAAUUCUAAAAUUCUCCCACACUUUUCCACAGGUGAGGGUCAUUGUAGCAGAUAUGUCACUGCUGAGGGUAAGCAGGGAAGCAAGGGUACAUCUAGUACAUGCUUGUGGCUUCCAUCCUGAUCCCUACGCAGCUUGCCUAUGUGCCACUUUGGUCCCAAUAAGUGAUUGCCAAAUGGCGCGAGAAAGUUUCCUACAAUGAGGGGAAGGAACAAAGCUGCUCUGCCAAGGAACUUUCGGCAGAGGAUUGCCGAGUACCUCCAGGAACCUUUCCUAGAGAUCUCUCUGGGGGAUUCCUGUGAGAUCUCAGUGUGCAUCAACUCCCUGUUCCACCGUAAUGAUUAGCUGCACAGGGAAAUGUCCAGCACACAGAAACACAGCCAGCCUCCCACAUUCCUAUGCCCUGAACCCACCUCCGCACGACACAAACCACAGCCACUUACCAGGCAUCUUCUCUCCUGCUUCUUGCCCACCGGAGAGCAACUGCUGAGACUGGCUAGACAACUCCGGAGUGCUGAACAGUUCCUGGUUGCCUAGCCCCGGGAGCCUCACACCAUCAUCUAACUCCACCUCUUCAUCAAUGACUUCGUCCUCUGGGUUAGAUUCUCUUUCCGCCGCCUCCGUUCCCUCCAAAGUAUCCACGGGACUCUUGGUGGUGGAGGUGGGGUUGCCACCGAGGAUAGCAUCCAGCUCCUUAUAGAACUGGCAGGUCUUAGGUGCAGCACCGAAGCAACGAUUUGCCUCCCUUGCCAGCCUCAGCUCCUUUAUCUUCACUUUGCACUGCAGCGUGUCGCUCGUAGCCCUUCUCGCACAAGCCUUGACAGAUCUGCCUGUAAGUAUCAAAAUUCAUACAUCAAACGCAGCUGGGACUGCCCAGCUUCCUCUCCCCAAAUACUGAUCAGAUCUAGCAGCUCUGCAGUGGUCCAAGUGGGAGAGCAUUUGCUGCGAUAACCCGCCGUGGUCACCUGGGAAGAUGCGAUGAGACCUCUCCAUGGCAAACCAACAGGAAAUGGAAUUUCAAUAAUUCCCAGGGCUUCUAAGGGGGAGGGGCACAUGGUUGUUUACCUGGCUGCAGGGCAGUGGAAGUCAAACUGGUGACCAGAGCGGUCCAAUUGGGCAUUGUGGGACACCUCCUGGAGGCCAAUUAGAGUGAUAAAAUCCAGCAUGGUGUCUACACUGGCACUUUGUCAACAAAAAUUUUGCCCAGAAAGCCUUCUGUCUCUCGUCUGGGUGGUUUUAUUUUGCUGACGAAACGGCAUUUUUGCCAACAAAAGUCGCAUUGCAUUGUGUACACAUUCACUGGUUUGUCAACAAAAGCUGCUUUUUGUCAACAAAACUCCGUAGUUAGACAAGGCCUAAGUAUCCAGCAGAGAGAAUUGAACAUGUCCCUGCAAUUCUCCAGUGAUGCAUGAGCCAAUUGAAACCUAGAAGGGGCUCUGACUUCCAUCAUCACUGCAAGUGCAGGUAUUCCAGGAUCGGAGAGAGCUGAAGCUAGCAGCUCCUACUUUGAUUUCUGCUCUAAGUGACUGGGAGGAGUGGGGAGGAACAGCAAUGACAUGAGCUACUCUGUUGGUCUUUAGAUUUAUCCCCAAAUACCAAUGUGUAUUGUAAGAUAACUUCUGCACAUCGCCCAUGUGCAUACCGUGUUCUGAAACCAUAACGCUCAGGUUUGUUUUAGCCCUUUUUUCUUAAAGCAGAACGUAUGAGUAUUCCCUUUCCAGCAUGCACACACACACUUCAUUCUCCUUCCAGUCCUAUCUUCACCAUGUUUAACAAUCAGGCUGACCAUAGUUUAACUCAUUUGUGUGCCAGGAGAUGGCAAGAGGAGGGGUGGCCCCACUUGUGAGAUCCAGGUGGAACACUUCCGUUAGAAGCCCAGCAUCUCCUGCCUCCUCCUCCAGUGGCUGGGUGGGAUUUCUACCAGGGUGCUAACCAGUUCCUGCUUGGAGGUGCCAUCUUACGUAUCAGCCUCUGGUUAGUAGAUAAAAUGAAAGAUAUGCCUCCCUCUUACUGUUGGAUCAGAGAAGAGAUUCCUGGUUUUUUUGCUCCUCCAGAGUCUUUUGGUUGUUGCAAGCAGGGUAGGUUUCACUACUCCUUCCUUAGGUCUCCAUUUCCUGGAUCCUCCUACCCUGUGAGUAAGUAUAGUUCCUGUCUCUACUGCUGCAUAAACCAUUCCCCAGCAGCAGCAGUGUGACAGUGACAUGGCCCUUGACAGUUGCACAGCUAGUUUCUGAAACAAGCAGUGAAACUGACCAGAGUUUUAUUUAUUUCUCUCUGAAGUUUGGCCAAAGUUACUGAGCAGCAGCAGAGGCACUGGAGCUGUCUGGGUCCAGACUCAGGAAGCAACACUGCCUUGGUUUGCAUUUGGUUCACAUUUGCAGAAUUAUCCUUGAAACCAUAAGGUCUAAAAGCUUAAUUUAAAACAAAUUUUGCAGAAAUUCAUGGUUUGGGGCCCCUAUGCUCACCGGGAGUAUGGAUUCAAGCCCUUUCAUCUGUCAACAUGGACAGGAUCAAACUGCAUUCAAUCCAGGUUUAGAGUCCUUCUAGCCUCGCUCUCCCCCUGGGAUAAAACACAUUAGACACAAUAAUUGGUCAUAAUUUGCUCUCAUUCAUCAGCUGGCAGAACUAGUUAUAACCCAGACAACCAAGUUUAAAACAUGCUUAAGCACAGUUUUCCAGAUCGUGGUUAAAAGUCCUAUGUAGAUGGGGCCUCUAUAUGUUUAUUUUGCCCCUUCUUCUUUUCCCAUUCAAUAUGAACUGGUAGUUUUAACAUUGAGCAAGUUCACUGGGGUACAAUGACGUGCCAAAUGUCUAUCCAUCAAUUCAGAAUGAUCAGCUACUCUAGGUGCUGAUCACACUGGAUACUUUUGACAUGCCACACCAUGCUGCUGCCACAUUUUUCCAACGUCACCAAGAUUCAUUCAAGUUCAGAAACAAAGUGGCGACCUAAAUGAAGACACCCUGGAGACAGAAAAUGCAGCUGCUGCAGCCGCUGCUGCCUUCACAGCUUCCACACAUCUGAAAGAAGCUGUCUUAGUGAAGAUGGCUGAAGAGGAGGACAGCUUGGAGGCUGAGAUUGUUUAUCCCAUCACCUGCGGAGAUAGUAAAGCCAACCUGAUAUGGAGGAAGUUCGUGUGCCCAGGCAUUAAUGUGAAAUGUGUCCAGUAUGAUGAUCACCUAAUUAGUCCCAAAGAGUUUGUCCACUUGGCUGGCAAGUCAACCCUGAAGGACUGGAAGCGAGCAAUCCGGAUGAAUGGGAUCAUGCUCAGGAAGAUCAUGGACUCUGGAGAGCUGGAUUUCUACCAACAUACCAAGGUCUGUUCAAACACCUGCCGAAGCACUAAAAUUGACCUGACCGGAGCCAGAGUGUCUCUGACCAGCCAGACGUCAACAGAGUAUAUUCCUCUCACCCCUGCCUCUGCAGACGUAAAUGGAUCUCCUGCUACAAUCACCAUAGAAACUUGUGAGGAAGCCAGUGAUUGGACCACUAGCAUUGGAGAUGACACGUUUGCAUUCUGGCGAGGUCUGAAGGAUGCAGGGCUGCUGGAAGAAGUGAUUGAGGAGUUUCACCAGGAGCUUGUGGAGACCAUGAAGGGCUUACAGCAGCGGGUCCAGGAUCCUCCCUUACAGCUCAGUGAUGCUGUCUUACUCAACAACAUAGUCCAGAAUUUCGGCAUGCUGGACCUGGUAAAGAAAGUUCUAGCUAGCCACAAGUGCCAGAUGGAUCGCUCAAGAGAACAAUACACACGGGAUUUAGCAGCAUUGGAGCAGCAAUGUGACGAGCACCGCAAGCGAGCAAAGGAGCUGAAGCACAAAUCGCAGCAUCUCAACAACGUGCUGAUGACUCUGACUCCAGUCUCCAUCCCAGCACCUUUAAAACGCCCCAGACUUACCAGGGCCACCUCUGGGCCAGCUGCUAUCACCUCUCAAGUCCUGACCCAAUCAGCACAAAUUGCCUUGGCCCCAGGAGUGCCCGUCUCGCAGCUUGCCAACCUCCCUCUCAGCAAAGUGGUGUCUGCCCUUCCAGCCUCAGUGCUUGGGAAAAGUACAUCUCAGGCUCCCUCAGCCAGCUCCCCAGCCUCUCCGUUAUUGGGAGGAUACACUGUACUGGCUUCCUCAGGCUCUAGUUUCCCCAACACCGUUGAGAUCCAUCCCGAUGCUUCCAACCUGACAGUCCUCAGCACGGCAGCCAUACAAGAUGGCAGCACUGUGGUGAAAGUGGUGAGCCCUUUUCAGCUGCUCACCCUCCCGGGACUAGGCACCACCAUACAGAACGUAACACAAAUGGCUCCCAGCGGGAGCACGAUUGUGACGGUGCCGUCGAGCGCCGUUGAGGAUGCCACGGCGUCGGACGAACACACCACCACCAUCGAGGUGACAACAGUGGCAGAAGAGCCAGAGCAGAAAUGAAAAGGGGACUUGCCUGGAGGGACAUUUUUUUGUGACGUACUCUGGCUUGAGCUGCCUUUUCUCUGCCUGCGCUGAGGGAAGAGGGAACAGUAUAAAGAGGGCACAGGGAAUUGAGACUCUGAGGUAGAUUGGCUAAAAGGAGUAAUAAUGAGGUUUGAGCCAAAGAAAGGGAAAAAGAGAGACCCCCCAAAAAAGGGGGGAAAAUGAAUCGCACUGACCCAUUAACCAGUUUACAUAUAAAACUUUCCUCCCGUGUUUUCCUGGAACACAUGUUAUCUUCAUGUCUAGUUCACUAGCUCUGAAUCGUCUCUAGACAUCUCAGCUGGAACAGAGCGUCAAGAGAAGCAGAUGUGGGCAGGGCCUGAGAACAGGGAAUGAGCAGAAAGUAGCGAAAGGUUAAGGAAACAAUAGAUGAUGAGGCAUUUUACCAGAACCUAAGGGGUAAGUGGCCAAGGGGCACUCCUGAGUUCUGGCAUGAUUCAAUACUGCAUGUAGGCCAACAAUACUAGGGAAUCUGCUGCUUCCCCCUCACAGCAGAGGGCAGUUUGGGAAGCUGGUGUUUUGGAGGGUGGGCCGGUACAGAGUGCAUAACUGGGCAUGAAGAAUGUGCAUGACAGUUGAGGUAAAGCAGCCUUGGACCAGGGAAGGUCCUCUGAUGUGUGGCAGUCACAGGGCUGAUCCAAGUGACCCUUGUUGCUGGUUUCUGCACAUAAUGUUGGGUUUGGGUAGUUAAAUGCAGUAUCUCAAUAUUACCAAAUGUGCAGUCUCCUCAUUGUGAGCGAGAUGCUGGUCUCCCAAGUCUGAUCAUUUAGAGGGGAAGGGGGGACAGUUAUUAAAGCUUUUGAUUCCAUCCAGGGACAGGUGUGGAAAAUCUGUAUCUUCUGAGGAUUUAGGGUCUCCUUCUGUUUUCUCAAAAAUCUGUUCUUUUGGGUUUUUUAAAAAAGGAAACUCUUGUGGCCCUUCUGGUUGUGAAGAUGAUAUCCAGGGGCACAGUUGUACUGUUGAGUAUGCAGAGAAAACAAUUAAAUAAUAGCACUAAGAGACAUCUGAACUUCUUCCAUCUUAGCAGGUGUUAACUGUGGAAUCUAAUUGUCUCCAUGUCUCUGCUAACCUCUUAUCAGAAGCAUCUAGCCAGUGAGCCUUAUCUAGUGUGGCUGGGUGUUCUUGUCCCCUCCCAAUGCGUCCAAAAGGAUAUUUUGUGGGCUGCAAGGUUUGAAUAUGCAAAUAGAAUAUUCAGAUAUCAAAUACUCUUUUGAUUAUUCAGCUCGCUGAGAGGUUCGCUACUGUCCUUAUUUUUGUAAAAGUAGUGUGUGUGUGUGAAAGUGACAUUUCAGCUAGAGACAGUGUUAAAGGGGCUGGAUUCCUGCAGUGUGGGUUUUCUAUCAACUUGAUCUGGCAGCAGCAGCAACAACAGGUCACUUUAAUAAGCUAAUAAAUAUUUUUGAAAGAGUG
This is a messenger RNA of Chrysemys picta bellii (western painted turtle), 6695 nucleotides long. RefSeq names its product glucocorticoid modulatory element binding protein 2 (gene GMEB2). Gene Ontology annotation, cellular component: nucleus. Gene Ontology annotation, molecular function: RNA polymerase II cis-regulatory region sequence-specific DNA binding. Lineage: Eukaryota; Metazoa; Chordata; Testudines; Emydidae. Gene Ontology annotation, biological process: regulation of transcription by RNA polymerase II. The record is from RefSeq and is a predicted model, not a curated record.